CUGCAAGCAGGGGUGGGCUGGGCCAGCAGGAAUGUGGUGGGGCAGGGCUAUUUAAGCCCAGGACUGGCUGGCAACGCCAGCAGCCUGCCCUGUGAGCCGCCAGCAUGGAUGACAUCUACAAGGCUGCGGUAGAACAGCUGACAGAAGAGCAGAAAAAUGAGUUCAAGGCAGCCUUUGACAUCUUCGUGCUGGGCGCUGAGGAUGGCUGCAUCAGCACCAAGGAGCUGGGCAAGGUGAUGAGGAUGCUGGGACAGAACCCCACACCUGAGGAGCUGCAGGAGAUGAUUGACGAGGUGGAUGAGGACGGCAGUGGCACCGUGGACUUUGAUGAGUUCCUGGUCAUGAUGGUUCGGUGCAUGAAGGAUGACAGCAAAGGAAAGUCUGAGGAGGAGCUGUCAGACCUCUUCCGCAUGUUUGACAAAAAUGCUGAUGGCUACAUCGACCUGGAUGAGCUGAAGGUGAUGCUUCAAGCUACAGGUGAGACCAUCACAGAAGAUGACAUUGAGGAGCUCAUGAAGGAUGGUGACAAGAACAACGAUGGCCGCAUUGACUAUGACGAGUUCCUGGAGUUCAUGAAGGGGGUGGAGUAGACACCAACCCUCUCCCAUAGCUGCCUGUGCUACCUGGCAACUCCAGCUGGACCCUGGGGUGGGGGUAAGGGACCAGGGUCCCCAGCAUGUGAGCUUGGGUGUGUCCUUGGCCGACCGUGGGCCCUCACUGACUGCCUCCCCCAGCCUUAUCCUAGGGAAUUCAAAUAAAGCCCUGCUCCCUGGA
This is a messenger RNA of Acinonyx jubatus (cheetah), 774 nucleotides long. It is a transcript of the gene TNNC1, whose product is annotated as troponin C1, slow skeletal and cardiac type. Gene Ontology annotation, cellular component: myosin II complex. The transcript has 6 exons. Gene Ontology annotation, molecular function: calcium ion binding. The coding region runs from base 105 to 590 and encodes 161 amino acids. The record is from RefSeq and is a predicted model, not a curated record. NCBI's taxonomy places the organism in Eukaryota, Metazoa, Chordata, Mammalia, Carnivora, Felidae.